AUGGAUCAAUGUACCCAACGGUUGAACACGAUCCAGAGCACCACAGAAGUGGCCUCGGCAGUGGUAGCAGCUCUUGCAGACGCAGGAUCCAGACUGCAACACUGCGCGACUGCCUCCCGCAAGCUGAAACCUGACCCUUGGCACCGGGAUAAUUUGCGCUGCAUUAGUUUAGAUGUUGUAUACAUAUAUUAA
Molecule: messenger RNA, 192 nt
Organism: Durusdinium trenchii
Lineage: Eukaryota; Dinophyceae; Suessiales; Symbiodiniaceae
Source: the annotation of a GenBank genome assembly